GCGACCGUCGAGCGCAGCGUCCAACUUCCAUCAAGCGUUAAUAAUGUCGUUUCAUUCAAUGCAAAACCAAGAAAAAUGGUGUGAAUUCCUCGACCUAUACAGAGAAAAUACCUGCUUAUGGGACAUCCAAAGUAAUACAUACAUGCGCAGAGAUCUAAGAAACGCAUCUUAUAACCUUUUACUGGAAAAAUAUCGAGAAAUCGAGCCGAACGCUACGCUUGACAUGGUGAAGAAAAAGAUUGAUAUAUUCCGGACCGGUUACAGAAGAGAGGUUAAAAAAAUAAACGAAUCUAGAGUUAAUUCGACGUCGUCGGGUUAUGAAUAUAAACCGACGCUGUGGUACUUUGACAAGUUGACUUUUCUGGAUUUCCAAGGAGAUAUCUCUGAUAUUAAAGAUUCAUAUGAAUCAGAUGACCAGGCUAUUGAAUACAUCGAUCUUCCUGUAGAAUAUCCAGAAGAAGAAGAAGAGCCAGACCCAGUGGUAAAGUAUAGACUCAAGAUGAGAAACGUGAACCCCAAGCCUCGCCCGCGGCCACGACAAAGACCGUAUGCAAGAGAGCAAAACAGCCCUCCCUGUGACAGCAAGCAGCCAUCCUUCCCUGGCGAAGCGGAAGAUGACUGCGCUAGUUAUUGCUCUAGUCUUAAACUACAGAUGAGAGAAUUGGACACGCAGCAGAAGUUCAUUGCGCAGAAACUGAUUUCUGACGUCAUUUUUUUGGCCAGGACGUCACAACUCACUCUAGAUUCGUCUAUUCUCAUAAAUAGCUCUGAUAAUUAGUGCUGGACCGAAGCUUAGGUUUCGGUUUCGGCGUAAAAAUAAUUUUUCGGUCGAAGGUUCGGUUUCGGCUAAAACAAUGCCGAACCUUUCGGCCGCGCAGUUAAGCGGUCGCGUUCGGUCUUUACUGUUCCUUAAUUGACUUGCUUGCCUUUUUUUCAGCGAUUUAAACACAUGUAAGUUUCGGUUUUUUUUCGGCCGAAACCUUCAGUUUAGGCAAAAUAUCCGGUAUCGGUCGGGCACUACUGAUAGUUUUUGAAGAUACCUAGAGAAGGUUUCUUGACGUAUUGGGUUAAUCUGAUUUCGAUGUUCAUGCUUUAGAAGAGAAAAAAAUUGGUAGGUAUGCAGCAAUUUUUUUUUUGUUAAUUAAUACAUUUUUUGUUCACUU
This is a messenger RNA of Cydia fagiglandana, 1163 nucleotides long. RefSeq lists its product as uncharacterized. The record is from RefSeq and is a predicted model, not a curated record. The transcript has 2 exons. Lineage: Eukaryota; Metazoa; Arthropoda; Insecta; Lepidoptera; Tortricidae. Bases 44 to 778 code for a protein of 244 amino acids.